CCCUGAAAAAACUUGCACCACAUAAAUUUUAUCAUCAUAUGGACUUAACCAAAGACUACUAACACUACUAACGGUUGUUAGAGUGUGCAUGUGAAACCAUUCACCAUUCGAUGAUUUUGUUAAAAUCCUCUUGCUUUCUACACAGUGCACCAAACAUUGCCAAGUCCAAGCAUUUUCUUGGCAGAGCAGCCUACUGCAGCCUAAGAAAACAGGAGAGAAGAAGCCUCAGAAAAGCUUGGCCUUCAAUCUCAGUGACCCUAUUUGGCUCAGGCUUCUUCUUGGGUCCCUUGCUUGAUGGGCUUCACUCAAGGGUAGAUCUUGUGGUGUAUGACAAUGGUGCCAUUAACAUUGGUCCACUCCAUACAAAUAUCUGGGUACCUUUUCUCCUUGGUUCAUUCUAUUGCACUGUUGGUUUGCUUCAAUUAUACUUGGAUGAAAGAGGAUCUUCAAAGAUUUUAGAAGAUGAUAACCAAAAGAAAGCAGCCACUUCUUUUAUAGCUCUUGUGGCAUUCAUAGAACUAAGCGCUGAAAUGUACAAAGCUGGAGUUGCGUACAACACUGAGGCCUACAUAUUGUUCGGAUUAGCAGAGUUGCUAUGGCUAUCCCUGGAUAGAACACUGUUGGGGUUUACCCUGGCAUGCAUUGUUGGAAUAGGUUGCCCACUGGCUGAGACUCCCUUAAUGAAGUUCUUCCACCUAUGGCAUUAUCCACAACCCAACAUCGAUAUCUUUGGCCAGGUAAAUGGUAGAACUAGCUCCCAAACACAUCAAAUUCACUAUAAUAUAAGAAAGUAUUUGAGUUUCUGUAAUUGCUUCAAUGCAGGGACUAGUCAGCUGGACAAUCACUUGCUAUUUUGCUUACACCAUAUUUUUGAUUAAUUUCUCUCGAUGGCUGAAGUCAGUGUUAACUGCCGCUGAUCAAGUUAAUGAGGGAGAAUCUUAACACUGUUCAAUGUUUAAAACCAAAUUUCAUGUAUUUCGAAACAGAACAAAAUCCAAUGCUGGAAAAGAAUUCAUCAUCCUGGAUCAGGGUUGAAUCUGCUGAGGUCAUUGUUCAUGAAUAAUAUGUAUAAAUAAUGUGAAAAGGGCUAUUAUACGUCUUCACAUAAUCAUUCAUGAAAAAAAUGUGCAAAGAAAUAACAUGGUGUUCCCAAAAUUAUAUCCAUAAAUAAAUGUACUAUUUACUUCUGGUGACAAUGUAGAACAAGUAAUUUCUGAGAAA
Molecule: messenger RNA, 1221 nt
Organism: Cannabis sativa
Lineage: Eukaryota; Viridiplantae; Streptophyta; Magnoliopsida; Rosales; Cannabaceae
Exons: 4
Coding region: 111-878 (255 amino acids)
Source: RefSeq, a predicted model, not a curated record